This is a messenger RNA of Monopterus albus (swamp eel), 3308 nucleotides long. RefSeq names its product potassium intermediate/small conductance calcium-activated channel, subfamily N, member 3 (gene kcnn3). Lineage: Eukaryota; Metazoa; Chordata; Actinopteri; Synbranchiformes; Synbranchidae. The record is from RefSeq and is a predicted model, not a curated record. Bases 576 to 3062 code for a protein of 828 amino acids. The transcript is spliced from 10 exons. Gene Ontology annotation, cellular component: membrane. Gene Ontology annotation, molecular function: calmodulin binding; small conductance calcium-activated potassium channel activity. Gene Ontology annotation, biological process: potassium ion transport.
GUUGGAGGAGAGAAGUUGGGGGAGAGAGUGAGAGACGGAUCCGAGGAGACAGAGGGCUGUGGAUUGAGUGGAAGUCGGUGGAGUCACAUUUUAAAUCACAGACUUCACUGCUCAUCUCAGGACUGUUACUUGACGUCCAGCUUUGCGUUUUCCCUCCUCCUCCUGUUUUGCCGGUUUGUGAUGCUGCACAUUUUUGACGUACAGCCACAGGUUGACCGGUUUCAUCCAGCCAUGAUGGAUUAUUCCUCUUCAUCUCGUAUCGAUUGUCAGUGACGGGAUCAGAAAUGGGCAUCAGAGAUAGACCACUGAUGACAGGAACAAACUGAUCUUACCAGGUGAGCGGAGACGGAGGCACACAUCUGCGGGAAGCGACGCACAAUUUCGAGGCACAAGCGAGGACCUGUGGAGGAUAUACAUGAACGGAGACGAAGCAAAAAGAUGAUGGGAUGGCCGUGACAACAUGAAAAAGAAAAAGUCUGGUUGUAUAUUUUCAUCCAGCCAGUGAUUCAACACAUCUAACCUGGAGGACAGGGACUGAGAGAGAAGAGGUAGGAGACAGGUGCGUGGCCACUCUCAUGACCAUGGAGCCUCCCCCCUCUCUCAGCUUGGCUUUGCUAGGAGGGAGUGAGGAUGAGGACCAACGCUUCCUCUUUCCCCUGGGCAUUAUAUCCCAUCCGUCCACCACUGGCAACCAGCCAGGAUCAAACCACUCCAACCACAUGGGAGGAUCAAGCCUGGACCGUCUAAAUGGCAGCACCCCAUCCCCUGCCACGCCCAAUUUGCCUCCUGCAUCGCUCCCCAAGUUGCCCCUGUCCUCCUCUGGAACCCAGCCUCUGCCCCCACCCAUCCCCAACGCCCUGCAUCCAACAAGCACCCCACUCUCCUCCUGCCUGGGCUCGCUACACAGCCUGAACGGGGACAACUCCCCGGUAUACAACACCCUCUUUUACUCCUCCCAUUCACCUUCUGUGGAGCGGGAGAGGGACAGAGAACGUGAGAGAGACAGGGAGAGAGAUAGGGGCUGCAAACACAGACAGGCCAGCCCUCUGGUUCACCGUAGGGACAGUAACCCCUUCACAGAGAUCGCCAUGAGCUCCUGUAAGUACACAGGUGGGGUCAUGAAGCCCCUGAGCCGCCUCAGCGCCUCACGCAGAAACCUUAUAGAAUCAGACAGCAGCAGUGAAACUAAAGAGGCCAGCGUUUCAGCUGUUGCUGGGGCAACGGGUGCUGGGGGGCAUGAGCGACAGCGGGAAGCCCCUCCUACCUCCUCGGUGGCCCAGUUUUCUACCAAUCAACCCCCAAUCCAGAGCCCACCAGAGAUUGUGAUUUCAUCCAAAGAAGACUCACCUUACCCCAGAGCAGGGUAUGACAUCACUGACUCCACAUCCAACCAGAUGUCGAUCUAUCACCAGAACCACACACUGGUGGAGAGCAGGCGGGCACAGCCAGGCAGGGGGAGCAGGCAGGGAGGGGUUGGGGUGGUGGGCUCCGGCACCAGGGGCAGCACCUCCAAGGCCCCCAAACGGAAGAACCAAAAUAUUGGUUAUAAACUCGGUCAUCGCAGGGCGUUGUUCGAGAAGAGGAAGAGGCUGAGUGACUAUGCCCUCAUCUUUGGAAUGUUUGGCAUCGUCGUCAUGGUGAUUGAGACAGAGUUGUCGUGGGGCGUGUACACAAAGAGCUCCAUGUAUUCUCUGGCCUUAAAGUGUUUGAUCAGCCUGUCUACAGUCAUACUGCUGGGCCUCAUCAUAGCCUACCAUGCACGGGAAGUUCAGCUGUUUGUUAUCGACAACGGAGCGGACGACUGGCGCAUCGCCAUGACCAUGGAGAGGGUUCUGCUGAUUGCUCUGGAGCUGCUGGUGUCUGCGGUGCAUCCGGUGCCCGGGGACUUUAAGUUUCAGUGGCGGGCACGUCUGGCCUUCUCGUAUGCGCCAUCGCAGGCUGAGGCUGACCUGGACAUGGUGCUGAGUGUGCCCAUGUUCCUGCGCCUCUACCUCAUCGCCAGAGUCAUGCUCCUGCACAGCAAACUCUUCACUGACGCCUCCUCCAGGAGUAUAGGUGCCCUAAAUAAGGUACAUUUUAACACGCGGUUUGUAAUGAAAACCCUCAUGACUAUCUGCCCUGGGACGGUGCUGCUGGUCUUCAGCAUCUCUCUGUGGAUCAUUGCUGCCUGGACUGUAAGAGUAUGUGAGAGGUAUCAUGAUGCCCAGGACGUGACCAGUAACUUCCUGGGAGCCAUGUGGCUUAUCUCCAUCACUUUCUUGUCCAUCGGCUAUGGAGACAUGGUUCCUCACACCUACUGUGGCAAAGGAGUCUGCCUGCUCACAGGAAUCAUGGGUGCUGGCUGUACAGCUCUGGUGGUUGCCGUGGUAGCCAGGAAGCUGGAGCUGACCAAGGCUGAGAAACAUGUACACAACUUCAUGAUGGACACGCAACUCACCAAGCGGAUAAAGAACGCGGCAGCUAACGUGUUAAGGGAGACCUGGCUCAUCUACAAACACACAAAGCUGACGAAGAAGAUUGACCACUCCAGGGUCCGCAAACACCAGCGGAAGUUCCUCCAGGCUAUACAUCAAUUACGCAGUGUAAAAAUGGAGCAGAGGAAACUCAGUGAUCAGGCCAACACACUAGUGGACCUCUCAAAGAUGCAGAGUGUCAUGUAUGAGCUCAUGUCAGAGCUCAAUGAUCGCAGUGAGGACCUGGAACGCCAGAUGCUGUCCCUGGAACAGCGGGUGGAGCAGCUCACCGCUGGGUUCAGCGCCCUACCGGCCCACCUCUCAGCCACCCUCAGCGCCCAGCACGCUGCUUUGGUCCACCUACUCAGAGAAAGAGAUGCGAGGGACGGUAGAGGAGGAGCAGGAGGUGCUGUGGUCCCACUCUCCCCAGCAGCUUCUUUAGCCACUGCUCCAGCUUCAGUUUCUCCUGUCCAGGUCACAGCCCCAGCACCAACCCAAGCCCUGGUCCCUACUUUGGCCUUGGAGUCCCCUCUGUCACCUCUACCACUGACUCCAGAGGGGAGCCAGGAGGCUAGUCCUAACCCCAAUACCUGCACCUCCAGCUGCUGAAGACAGCUCUGAGGACCAUGAGAGGACAAAUAGAAAGAAAAUAGGGGAGAGAGCCGGGAGUUUGCAGUUCUCUCACUAAGAAAGGGAAAGGAGAGAGGAGAAGAGGACUGUGAAGUGAUCCUCCAAAACUAACUAGCCUCUUGAGGGAGGGAUGAAGACAGGACUAGGAGGAGAAAUAAUGGCGUCAAGAUGGAGGGUUAGUAGGAAUGAUGGACUUUGGGGCACUUUCCUUGAGAGGGAAGGAGA